UCACAUCCCAAUCCACCACAAUGCCGCCAUUGACACUGGAAGAGAAGACGCACAUUGCCCAAGAGUUGCGUAGCACUACGCAGGAGCUCAAGGACCGCGGCUUGCUGGUCGCCGCUAAAUGGGCAUGCGAGCUGCUGUCCGCCCUUCCCAAGGAGGCGCGGACGCGCCCGUACCUUCACUUCUCGCCACCAGCACGUCAAGCUGGUCUUCCACCAUUGCGUGGGCGACCUUCUAUCAUGACCGAGAUGAGCUUCGAGAGCGAUGGCUUUCCCGAGGCCGACGAAGACGACAUGCUGGAUGAGGACACAUUCCAGCUCGCGAAGAGCUACUUUGACAUCAAAGAGCACGAUCGCGUGGUCGCGGUGCUUAAAGGGGCGAAGAGCGUGCGGGCGCGCUUCCUGAGGACGUAUAGCGCAUAUCUCAGCGCGGACCGGAAGGCGCAGGAGAGCCUAGGUCACUUCCUGGACACCAAGCAGGAGCGGCACGCCUUGUUCCCUCCCCUCAACAAGCUUCUGAGCGAGAUCGAGGGCGACUUGGACCCCUAUCUCCUGUAUCUGCAAGGGUUACUCCACAUGCGUCUGGAGCAGAAGGACUCCGCCAUCGACUGCUUUAUCGAGAGCGUCCGGGGCCGACCGUACAACUGGAGUGCAUGGACACAGCUUGCGCAGCUUAUCGACUCGGCCGACAAAUUCAUCGAGAUAAAGGAACGCCUUCCAUCAGGCCCCAUGCGGACCUUUUUCGCCAUCAACGUGAUGCUUGACCUCCACACAGCCACCGACCUUGUCAUGACGAUGAUCACUGAGCUUCUCGACACAUUCCCCGGCAGUGUGCACCUAAUAGCCCAGAAGGGUAUGGUGUACUACCACAUGAGGGACUUCCAGCGGGCCGAGAUUCAGUUCGACCACGUCCAGUCUGUUGACCCUUUCCGCAUGGAGGAGGUUGACAUCUACAGCAACAUGCUGUACGUGGUGAACAAGAAGACCAAACUCGCCCAGCUCGCGCACCAGUACGCUGAGAUUGACCGCAAUCGACCUGAGGUGUGCACCUUGAUUGGGAACUACUACUCUUCACGAGGGGACCACACACGCGCAAUCCAAUAUUUCAAGCGUGCUCUCAUGUUCAACCGCGACUACUUGCCGGCGUGGACACUGAUGGGACACGAGUUUGUUGAGCUGAAGAACACGCAUGCGGCCAUCGAAGCGUAUCGCAAGGCGAUUGACGUCAACGCCAAAGACUACCGUGCGUGGUACGGUUUGGGGCAGGCCUACGAGUUGCUGGACAUGGCGCACUACGCCGUCGAGUACUACAACCAGGCGACUACGCUGCGGCCCUACGACUGCCGCAUGUGGACGGCCCUGGCCUUGGUGUACGAGCAGCUUGGCCGGGUCCCGGACGCUAUUUCGGCACAUACACGCGCCCUGCUCGGCGCGGACCACAAGCAAACCCCCGACAUCUUGGGCAAGCUCGCGACGCUGUACGCCGCCGAGGGACAGCCGAGCAAAGCUGUUGAGUAUCAUCGCAAAAUCCUUGCGCUGGGAAUGCGGGACGAGGCCCCUCUCGGCGCCAUGGCUGGAUCCUACUUGGCAGUCGCGGCGUGGGAGAGUCGGGAGGGCGGAGAAUGGGCACUCGCCGCGCAAUACCUUCAGAAGAUUGCGGAGAGUAAUCUGCCUGAGCGUGAUGCCGCUGCUGACUUGCUCCGCGAGCUGCGUAUUCGCGAGGCGCGUGCCGCGGCGUCGUAGCUCGCGCAUAAGCUCAUUAGCGGCAAGGGGUCAACAGAGGGUCGGAGGAUGAUCUGAGGCAUCGAUUGAAACGAUCUUUGGCGCUGGAGCGGACUAGCAUGUGUAGAAUCAUUCGGAGCCGUACCUCCACACACACACUGUAAACUAUACAAGAUACUUGUGCAUUAUUCCACAUUUUGA
Molecule: messenger RNA, 1919 nt
Organism: Cutaneotrichosporon oleaginosum
Lineage: Eukaryota; Fungi; Basidiomycota; Tremellomycetes; Trichosporonales; Trichosporonaceae
Biological process (GO): positive regulation of mitotic metaphase/anaphase transition; protein ubiquitination; anaphase-promoting complex-dependent catabolic process
Cellular component (GO): anaphase-promoting complex
Molecular function (GO): protein binding
Source: RefSeq, a predicted model, not a curated record